Messenger RNA from Olea europaea var. sylvestris, 2967 nucleotides. RefSeq names its product pentatricopeptide repeat-containing protein At5g50280, chloroplastic. The record is from RefSeq and is a predicted model, not a curated record. Lineage: Eukaryota; Viridiplantae; Streptophyta; Magnoliopsida; Lamiales; Oleaceae. The transcript has 3 exons. Gene Ontology annotation, molecular function: protein binding. Bases 76 to 2217 code for a protein of 713 amino acids.
CGAACUUCGAGACGACAGCGUUUUGGUUGCCAUUGCCAAACAUUUCUGCUAUUGUACUCUUAGCAGCGCACAGAAAUGGCGCUUCUGAACCACAGGUAUUCCAUUUCUUCUUCUUCCUUACCUUCAAUAUACACCCACCAUUUUUCGACCCCAUUAUUCUUCAUAAUUACUAAACCGCCCCAUAAGAAACUCAGAAUUUCACUCUGCUCCCCCUCCCCUAGUUCCACUCAAUCCUCCCCAAUAUUCCUCCCUUUCCUCCAAAACCCGGGUAAAAAGGAAACACAUAAACCAGAACACAAUAAUAUUGAAGAAAUCAAUGACCCCAUUCUCAAAUUCUUCAAGACCCGAACGUCGGAGCAGGGUUCGGAGCCGGACCCAGUUCAUGAAGGCAGGAUUUCCCUCCAAAAGAACCGGAAAACCUCAUGGCACUUAGCUUCCACUUUUGAUGAACCUAAUUCUGGUGUUGAAAUGGAAGGUUACCAUCUUGGCCUUCUUGAGAAUGUGAAUUCCGGUUUACAAACUCCGUCAGAAGGGAAAGGAGUUGUGAGGGAAAUACUGGAAAUUGCUAGGGGUUUACCAGAAAACGUGACGUUAGGGGAGGCCUUGGAGGGUUAUGAUUUUGGAGGUAGAAUAGGAGAGGAAGAGUGCUUGGAAGUGUUGAGAAUAAUGGGCGAGGAGGGUAUGGUGAUGAGUUGUUUGUACUUUUUCGAAUGGAUGGGAUUGAACGAGCCUUCUUUUGUUUCUCCUCGUGCGUGCUCGGUUUUGUUCCCCACCUUAGGGAGGGCAGGGAAGGGGAAUGAGCUGUUAGUUGUAUUCCGGAACUUGCCCUUUGAUCAGAAGAAGCAAUUCCGGGAUAUUCGUGUUUAUAAUGCUGCAAUAUCAGGUCUUUUGUCCUGUGGAAGGUUUGAUGAUGCUUGGAAAGUGUAUGACUCAUUGGAAACAGGUAAUAUCUGUCCGGAUCAUAUAACAUGUUCUAUCAUGAUUACAAUCAUGCGGAAGAGUGGCAGAAGUGCCAAAGAUGCAUGGGAGUUCUUUGUAAAAAUGAACCAGAAAGGAAACAUGUGGAGUUUGGAAGCUUUGGGUUCUCUAAUCAAGACAUUUUGUGAUGAGGGGCUGAAAAAUGAAGCUCUUGUUAUUCAAUCGGAAAUGGAGAAAAGGGGGAUAUCCUCUAAUGUCGUUGUUUAUAACACCAUUAUGGAUGCUUAUGGUAAAUCAAACCAAGUUGAAGAACUGGAAGGUCUUUUUGCCGAGAUGAAGGCAAAAGGAAUCGCACCAACAGCUGCUACUUAUAACAUUUUGAUGGAUGCCUAUAGUAGAAGAAUGCAACCUGAAAUUGUUGAGAAACUGCUUCUAGAGAUGGAAGCUACUGGGCUGGAGCCUAAUGUUAGAUCCUAUACAUGUCUAAUAAGUGCCUAUGGGAGACAGAAGAAAAUGAGUGACAUGGCUGCAAAUGCAUUCUUGAGGAUGAAGAAAGUCGGUAUUAAACCUUCUUCACAUUCUUACACAGCCCUUAUUCACGCGUAUUCAGUGGAUGGCUGGCAUGAGAAAGCUGAGAUAGCUUUUGAGGGUAUGCUAAGGGAGGGAAUAAAACCUUCAAUUGAAACCUAUACUGCUCUACUUGAUGCCUUUAGACGUGCUGGUGACACUGAAACGCUAAUGAAAAUCUGGAAGAUAAUGAUCAGGGAUAAAAUUGAAGGUACGCGUGUUACUUUCAACAUUCUUCUCGAUGGAUUUGCCAAACAAGGCCAUUAUGUUGAAGCAAGAGAUGUCAUAUGCGAGUUUGGAAGGCUUGGGUUACAACCGACUGUAAUGACAUAUAAUAUGCUGAUAAAUGCCUAUGCACGGGGAGGGCAAGAAUCAAAGUUACCACAGCUGUUAAAAGAGAUGGCCGCCCUUAAUCUAAAACCUGAUUCUAUUACUUAUUCCACUAUGAUAUAUGCAUAUAUUCGUGUCCGCGAUUUCAAGAGGGCAUUCUUUUAUCACAAGCAGAUGGUGAAAAGUGGCCAAGUACCCGAUGCCAAAUCAUAUCAGAAGCUCAGGUCAAUUUUGGAUGUCAAAGCAAAGAUAAAGAACAGAAAGGAUAGGAGUGCCUUAAUGGGUAUCAUUAAAAGCAGCAUGGGCUUGUUGAAAGAGAAGAAAAAAGGAAAGAAAGAUGAGUUCUGGAAAAACAAAAAGAAACAAUCAAGAGCUGCUGGCAGGAUACAGGCUUCACCCUGAUAUAUCUGUUAACUAAGGUUCUGAGCUCUAUGAACGUCCAAAGGAUUUUUUCCUACACUGCUGUAUACUUUGGUGCAAACUAAUUUGCCCUUCCGUUAACAGUCUUUUCUUGCUGAGAUAUUAUGUUUAUUACCGGUAAAGUCAAUUUUUAGCAUGAAGCUUUCUUAGUGGGAGUAAGCAAGAAGCUUUUUUCAUAAUGGUGACUGAUCAUAUUACCAGGGGAGAAACAUCUCUUAAAAGAUAACGUUUCAUUUCGUGCCUUGGAGUUCAUUAACGUAUUCAGAUUUCCCUACAUUAUUAUCAACACUUCUUGGAGUUAUUUGCAAUAUAGAAGGCAUAGGUCUUAAAAUCUGCGUAGGCCUUUUGAGUUAGGAAUGUGCAUAAAUGGGUGCAAGUCGUGAAACAGUAGUUAGAUGUGGAUGAAGUAAUGAAGCAAAAACUGCAUUGCAGGUGCGAGUGAAGAGGACAGGGUAAAGAUUCAAGCUUGAUGCAAAUAUCAAGUUAGCAGGUGGAUCUCUGUGGAGGAUCCAGUCUCUCACAGUUAAUCUAAUUGAAUUGAUACACUGGAAACAUAGUAUCUAUAGAUAGAAAUGGAUCGAUGUUGAUGGACAUGGAAGCCAUGUGGCCACAUCUACAUGAAUAAGAGGCUUCAUUGAUUCAUAUUGACUUUGAUUAUGUUCUUCCCAAAGACAUUGUUUUGUUUAAAAUGUCUUUCAUAUUUUAGAAAGUCGUCUUAUUUUUUCUUUAAAA